AUGAGUUUCUGGAAGCCCCCUUGUGCUCCGGCUCCCAAAGCUAAAGAAGUUCUGGCUCCCAAAGCCAAAGAACCUCAGGGUCCCAAAGCCGAAGGAGCUCCGACUCCCAAAGGUGAAAAAGCUCCAGGUCCCAAAGCUGAGGAAGCUCCAACUCCCAAAGGUGAAGAAGCUCAGACUCCCAAAGCCAAAGAACCUGAGGGUCCCAAAGCCGAAGGAGCUCCAACUCCCAAAAGUGAAGAAGCUCCGGCUCCCAAAGCUGAAGCAGCUGUGGCUCCGAAAGGUGAAGAAGCUCCGGCUCCCAAAGUUAAAGAAGCUCAGGCUCCCAAAGAUGACGCAGCUCCUACUCCCAAAGCUGAAGAAGAUCCUACUCCCAAAGCUAAAGCAGGUCAGGCUCCCAAAAAUGAAGCAGCUCUGACUCCCAAAGCCGAAGCAGCUCCGACUCCCAAAGGUGAAGAAGCUCCAGCUCCUAUAGCUGAAGAAAAUCCGGCAAGCUCCGACUCCCAAAGCCGAAGCAGCUCUGACUCGCAAAGCUAAAGAAGCUCCGGCUCCCAAAGCUAAAAAAGUUGUGGCUCCCAAAGCCAAAGAACCUCAGGCUCCCAAAGCCGAAGCAGCUCUGACUCCCAAAGAACCUCUGGCUCCCAAAGCCAAAGAAGCUCCGGCUCCCAAAGCUAAAGAAGCUCCGGCUCCCAAAGGCAAACCGAAGCAGCUCAGGCUCCCAAAGCCGAAGCAGCUCCGGCUCCCAAAGCCAAAGAAGCUCCGGCUACCAAAGCUAAAGAAGCUCAGGCUCCCAAAGCUGAAGAAGCUCCGACUCCCAAAGCCGAAGCAGCUCCGGCUCCCAAAGCUAAAGAAGCUCUGGCUCCCAAAGCCAAAGAACCUCAGGGUCCCAAAGCCGAAGGAGCUCCGACUCCCAAAGGUGAAAAAGCUCAGGCUCCCAAAGCCAAAGAAGCUCCGGCUCCCAAAGCCGAAGCAGCUCCGGCUCCCAAAGCUAAAGAAGUUCUGGCUCCCAAAGCCAAAGAACCUCAGGGUCCCAAAGCCGAAGGAGCUCCGACUCCCAAAGCUCCAGCUUUCAAAGCCAAAGAACCUCAGGCUCCCAAAGGGGAAGCAGCUCCGACUCCCAAAGGUGAAGCAGCUCUGGCUCCGAAAGGUGAAGAAGCUCUGGUUCCCAAAGUUAAAGCAGCUCAGGCUCCCAAAAAUGAAGCAGCUCUGACUCCCAAAGCCGAAGCAGCUCCGAUUCCCAAAGGUGAAGAAGCUCCAGCUCCUAUAGCUGCAGAAAAUCCGGCGCCCAAAGCUAAAGCAGCUCCAGCUUCCAAAGCUAAAGAAGCUCCAGCAACCAAAGCUAAAGAAGCUCAGGCUCCCAAAGCUGAAGCAGCUCCGACUCCCAAAGCCAAAGAUGCUCAGGCUGCCAAAGCUAAAGAAGCUCCGGCUCCCAAAGCCAAAGAAGCUCAGGCUCCCAAAGCUAAAGAAGCUCCGGCUCCCAAAGCCAAAGAAGCUCAGGCUCCCAAAGCUAAAGAAGCUCCGGCUCCCAAAGCCAAAGAUGCUCAGGCUCCCAAAGCCGAAGCAGCUCCAGCUUUCAAAGCCAAAGAACCUCAGGCUCCCAAAGAUGAAGAAGCUCCGGUUCCCAAAGCCAAAGAACCUCAGGCUCCCAAAGCUGAAGCAGCUCCGACUCCCAAAACUAAAGAACCUCUGGCUCCCAAAGCCAAAGAAGCUCCAGCUCCCAAAGCUGAAGAAGCUCCAGCUCCCAAAGCUGAAGCAGCUCCUGUGCCCAACGCUAAAGAAUCUCAGGUUCCCGAAGCUAAAGAAGCUCCCAAAGCCAAAGAAGCUCAGGCUCCCAAAGCUAAAGAAGUUCCAACUCCCAAAGCUAAAGAAGCUCCGGCUCCCAGAGUUAAAGAAACUCAGACUCCCAAAGCCAAAGAAGCUCAGACUACCAAAGCUAAAGAAGCUCAGCCUCCCAAAGCUAAAGAAGCUCCGACUACCAAAGCCAAAGAAGCUCAGGCUCCCAAAGCCAAAGAAGCUCCCACUCCCAAAGCCAAAGCAGCUCAGGCUCCCAAAGCUAAAGAAGCUCCGACUCCCAAAGCUAAAGCAGUUCAGUCUCCCAAAGCUAAAGAAGCUCUGACUCCCAAAGCCAAAGAAGCUCCGGCUCCCAAAGCUGAAGAAGCUCCGACUCCCAAAGCUAAAGAAGCUCAGCCUCCCAAAGCUAAAGAAGCUCAGCCUCCCAUAGCUAAAGAAGCUCAGCCUCCCAAAGCUAAAGAAGCUCAGGCUCCCAAAGCUAAAGAAGUUCCGACUCCCAAAGCUAAAGAAGCUCAGGCUCCCAAAGCUAAAGAAGCUCAGGCUCCCAAAGCUAAAGAAGUUCCGACUCCCAAAGCUAAAGAAGCUCAGGCUGCCAAAGCUAAAGCAGCUCUGACUCCCAAAGCUAAAGAAGCUCCAGCUCCCAAAGCUAAAGCUCAGGCUCCCAAAGCUAAAGAAGCUCAAGCUCCCAAAGCUAAAGAAGCUCAAGCUCCCAAAGCUAAAGAAGCUCAGCCUCCCAAAGCUAAAGAAGCUCAAGCUCCCAAAACUAAAGAAGCUCCGACUCCCAAAGCUAAAGAAGCUCAGGCUCCCAAAGCUAAAGAAGUUCCGACUCCCAAAGCUAAAGAAGCUCAGGCUCCCAAAGCUAAAGCAGCUCUGACUCCCAAAGCUAAAGAAGCUCCAGCUCCCAAAGCUAAAGAAGGUCCUACUCCCAAAGCUAAAGCUCAGGCUCCCAAAGCUAAAGAAGCUCAAGCUCCCAAAGCUAAAGAAGCUCAGCCUCCCAAAUCUAAAGAAGCUCAAGCUCUCAAAGCUAAAGAAGCUCCGGCUCCCAAAGCCAAAGAAGCUCCGGCUCCCAAAGCUAAAGAAGCUCCGGCUCCCAAAGCCAAAGAAGCUCCGGCUCCCAAAGCUAAAGAAGCUCAGGCUCCCAAAACUAAAGAAUCUCUGGCUCCCAAAGCUAAAGAAGCUCAGGCUCCCAAAGCUAAAGCAUCUCCGACUCCCAAAGCUAAAGAAGCUCAGCCUCCCAAAGCCAAAGAAGCUCCGGGCCCCAAAGCUAAAAAAGCUCUGACUCCCAAAGCUAAAGCAGCUCCUGCGCCCAGUGUGUGA
Molecule: messenger RNA, 3105 nt
Organism: Propithecus coquereli (Coquerel's sifaka)
Lineage: Eukaryota; Metazoa; Chordata; Mammalia; Primates; Indriidae
Product: nascent polypeptide-associated complex subunit alpha, muscle-specific form-like
Exons: 7
Source: RefSeq, a predicted model, not a curated record